Messenger RNA from Penicillium brevicompactum, 1458 nucleotides. RefSeq lists its product as uncharacterized. NCBI's taxonomy places the organism in Eukaryota, Fungi, Ascomycota, Eurotiomycetes, Eurotiales, Aspergillaceae. The coding region runs from base 1 to 1458 and encodes 485 amino acids. The transcript has a single exon. The record is from RefSeq and is a predicted model, not a curated record.
AUGACUGGAUUUCAAACUAUUCCACUCGGACCCCUGGACCACAUUGCGUCGAGCAAUAUUCCUCAAAGCGUCAUUUACCUGAGCCUAAAAGAGGACACUCAGCCCAAAAAUGCCUUCGAUUGUCUCCGCGAAGGAUUGAAAAAGACUCUUUCACAAACACCUUGGCUGGCCGGACGGGUGCAUUAUCAGCCCGAGAGCACACCAGGAUGGCGGCCCGGUCAACUUGAGAUUCGCUACCCUUGCAACAACAUCUUCUCAUUUGACAAACUAUCAGAUGGCAUUCUUCGAUUUUAUCAGCUCGACAAUUGCUUGACAUUCUCUGAUCUUCGCGAGACUGGCUUUCCGUUGGAUUCCUUUGAGGAUGAAGCUUUGCUGUGGGAAUCGCCAUUCAAACCUGACUUCGAGGCAGGAGCCCCUGUGCUUGCAGCGCAAGCUAACUUUAUUCCUGGUGGAUGUAUACUGGUUCUAUCCGUUGCAGCGCCGGUCUCGGAUGGAACUGCUAUGCUUGCAGUCACUAAGAUUUGGGCGGAUUACUGCAGCAAUGCUUUUUCUCAAGCCAACUCAACCGUACCAGGACUCCGAUCUACGAUGGACCGGUCGUUGUUGGACAGCUUUCUCGAGGAAAAGCGCAAACCUCGCUCCGACCGUAAUUCGAUAGAAAAUGCCGCUGAGAUGUCGCGUCUUGUCGGUUUUGACGAUGUGCCAACGACUACACCGAUCGAUGAUGAUUCAUUACGCAUGGCGCCAGAAAUAUUCUACAUGCCCCAGUCAGCAUAUACCAGUCUUCGGAAGCAAUGCACGCAAGAGUUUGGUGCGGAGGAAAUCUCGGGGAACGAUCUCAUAUGCGCGUUGAUUUUCCGAAGUCUGGUGAGAGCUUCAACGAGUUUGGGCAUCCCAGCUUUCAUUGGCAGCGACCCAAAUGUUGCAUCAUUGUCGUUACCUUUUGAUGGACGACCCAAGUUGUUGAAUUCAAUGGACGUUCUAUAUCUUGGGAACAUGAAUUACGAGAACCGAAUCACGGUUUCUGUUGAAACACUCAUUUCGCCCGACACGAGUGUCUCAUGGGUAGCCAAUGCAAUCCAUGUACACGCCGAGCAGUUUGCACAUCCAGAUAUGCUUUUGGCUGCAUAUGGUUUGGCCCGGUCUGCUACACGAUACGAUGGUCAACAAGCACUACGCGCAGCGCGGAUGCACCCGCCAACUUCUGUUGGUGUGAUGGCGCCCAUGACACUUCCCUUCAACGAUACAUGCUUCGGGAAACAUGUCUUUGGAAAUAAUGGGAACCCGGAAGCAUUCAGACCUCUAAUGGGCUCUUGUAAUCGCGGCUACCGGACUUGCUUUGUUAUCCCUCGAAAGAAGGCGGGCGGCAUUGAGUUUGUUAUGACUCUUUCAGAGGAAGAGCUUGACUUCUUGGCUUCGGAUGAUGAGUUCAGUCAAUACGCCUUCUCCAUUUCUUGA